Molecule: messenger RNA, 4951 nt
Organism: Bradysia coprophila
Lineage: Eukaryota; Metazoa; Arthropoda; Insecta; Diptera; Sciaridae
Gene: Sos
Product: Son of sevenless guanine nucleotide exchange factor
Biological process (GO): Ras protein signal transduction
Cellular component (GO): plasma membrane
Molecular function (GO): protein heterodimerization activity; guanyl-nucleotide exchange factor activity
Source: RefSeq, a predicted model, not a curated record
CGCUGUGUUGGCCGUCAAAUGAAAAUAUAAAAAAAAUCAAAAUGGCAUCAAAAUUCUACGAGUUAAAUGAAAACUGAGAGUUAAACAUGGAAAAACCAAACUAAUUCGUUGGAAAUUUGUGUAAUCGGUGCAUAUUAAUAAGUUCAUUCGACGGUGUAGUGUUAGAUGCGUGAAAGCACAUUCGAACGACGAUUCGGCGACUCCGCAGCACCGUUCAACUUCUAACAUAAAAAAAACAAUGUCUCAAACAAUGUAACCACUCCGAUAAAACAGUGAAGAGAAGGAAUUUAUCUUGUUCGUGCAAUUGAGUUUAGUGUUUAAAAAUUUUUUGUGUAUUCCAUAGUUUUACGCAAUGUCUCGACGGUAAUGCAAAUCGUGAGCAAGGUGUUGUCCGAAUAUCUGAAAUGUUUAUAUCGUUCCAAGUGUAUGUUUCGUGAGAAAAGUUCUCUGAAAUUCUCUUGCUCCGCUUAUGAUUUUGUUCACCGUUUCGUCCGAACUAGAAUCGAAACUACGAUAACAAUAAAAACAAAACAACAACAAACCAAACUGCAGUGUGUGAUAAUGGGGAGUUGUUUGUAAAUAAUUUACAUAAUGUUCUCGGGACAGCAGAAUAACACCAACACCGAUGGCAAUAAAGACGAAUACGAUUUUACCAAAGUGUUCAAAGGUGUUUUCGUCAAUUCAUUGCGAAAGGUUUUGGAACAAGUUCAUCCAUCACUGUCAGCUAGAGAAGAUGCCCUGCACUAUGUCGAGAGUCUUUGUCUACGAUUGCUGGCAAUGUUGUGUGCAAAACCGUCACCGCACACAAUUCAAGACAUUGCCGAUCGUGUUGGAAAAACGUUUCCGAAUCCGAUCGAAAAUUGGGCGUUACAGGAUGCCCGUGAUACCAUUGAUAAAUCAAAGAAAAAGAAACCCGUUCUACCGGUAGAAAAGAUCCACAGUCUGUUGUGCAAGGAUGUUUUGCAAUACAAGAUUGACAUAGCCGUUGGCACAUUCAUCGUAGCUGUUAUUGAAUAUAUUUCGGCGGAUAUUCUGAAAUUGGCUGGAAAUUAUGUGAAAAACAUACGACACGUUGAGAUAUCACGCGAGGACAUUGAAAUUGCAAUGUGUGCCGAUAAGGUAUUGAUGGACAUGUUCUAUCAAGGCGAAACCGGUAAUUCGGUUACAGCAAGUCCGAUACCGCCGACGCCCCGUGAUUGCCUCAGUUACGAAGAAGUGGUCAAAGAGCUGAUUCACGAAGAGAAACAAUAUCAGCGCGAUCUGCACAUGAUCAUACGAGUAUUUCGUGAGGAGUUGGUGAAAAUUGUUAAGGAUCCAAAGGAAUUGGAUCCGAUUUUUUCCAAUAUUCUUGACAUCUACGAACUGACGGUUACGUUACUUGGCUCAUUAGAGGAUGUGAUUGAAAUGGCACAAGAGCAAACACUACCAUACAUCGGAAACUGCUUUGAAGAACUUGCUGAAGCAGAGGAAUUCGAUGUUUAUACGAGAUAUGCUAGAGAGAUUACGUCUACCCAUUCCAGGGAUGCUUUGCAAAAUCUUCUUGCUAGACAAGAUGCAUCAAAACUGACAACGGCUGGUCACGGAUUUCGUGAGGCUGUUAAAUUUUAUCUACCAAAACUAUUGUUGGGACCGAUAUGGCAUGCAUUUUUAUAUUUAGAAUAUGUUAAGGUAUUACUGUUGUUAAGUCCAAACAAGGAGGACAAAGAGAGCUUUGAACAAGUGCAGGGAUUACUGAAACCAAUGCAAAAUGAAUUGCAUAACAUUGUUGCUUUUCUACCCAAGGAAUCAAUGGUACAAGUAUUAAGUCGAACACGACGCCAAUUGGCCAUUGACAAAGUGAAAGAAAUUCAAAACACAGUGGAAAAUUGGGAAAAGGAUUUGGCCGGUACGAAUUGCAAUGAAUUCAUCCGUGUGGACACAUUACAAUUGGUGUCGGGCAAACGGAUAACGGAACGGAAAUUGUAUUUGUUCGACGGUUUGCUGGUGCUGUGCAAACCGGCCAACACCAGACGACCUGUUACAGUCGGUACAACCAAUUACGAUUUUCGUUUGAAGGAGAAGUUUCCGAUGCGACGGGUCGAAGUCAUCGAUCGACCGGACACCGACGAACUUAAACAUUCGUUCGAAAUAUCGCCGAGGGGAAACAAUCAGAAUGCCAUUUUGAUAGCGAAGACGGCACAACAGAAAAACGAUUGGAUGGCCGAUUUGAUUAUGGUUACCACAAAGUCAAUGUUGGACCGUAUUUUAGACAGUAUUUUAUUGGACAUUGAGAAGAAACAUCCGUUGCGACUGCCCAGUUCUGACAUAUACAAAUUUGCUGUGCCAGAUAGUCCGAAUAACAUCGUUCUGGAGGAACGGGAAAGUGCUGGUGUUCCAUUGAUUAAGGGAGCGACAUUAUGCAAACUAAUUGAACGUCUGACCUAUCACAUAUAUGCCGAUCCAAUGUUUGUACGCACAUUUCUCACCACAUAUCGUUCAUUCUGUUCGCCUCAAGAAUUGCUUCAGUUGCUUAUUGAACGUUUCGACAUACCCGAUCCUAGUUUAGUGUACGAACAAGUUGGUGACAAAGAUAUCGAGACUGAUAAGAUCCAUAAGAAUUUACAACGCGAAGACUGGAAACGAUACAAAAAGGAGUAUGUUCAACCGGUACAGUUUCGUGUGCUGAAUGUGCUGCGACACUGGGUGGAUCAUCAUUUUUAUGACUUUGAACAUCAUCCUGCACUACUUGAGAAACUUUUAGAAUUCCUGGAGACUGUUAGCGGUAAAUCGAUGAGAAAAUGGGUGGAUUCGGUAUUGAAAAUUGUACAAAGAAAGAAAGAACAAGAGGAUAAUCACAAACAAAUAACCUUUGCCUUCGGGCAUUCGCCGCCGGCAAUCGAAACACAUCUUCAGGUGCCGGAAGAUGAAACCAACUUACUGACACUGCAUCCAUUGGAGCUGGCGCGUCAGUUAACCGUUCUGGAAUUCGAACUGUACAAAACGGUGAAGCCAUCCGAAUUAGUUGGAUCGGUGUGGACGAAGAAGGACAAGGAAACGUCGAGUCCGAAUCUGUUGAAAAUCAUGAAGCACACCACGAAUUUCACGCGAUGGUUGGAAAAGUCCAUACUGGACGCGGAAAAUUUCGAAGAACGUGUGGCGAUGAUGUCACGUGCCAUUGAAGUGAUGAUGGCUCUGUUGGAAUUGAACAAUUUCAACGGAGUUUUGUCGGUCGUAGCGGCUAUUGCUGGGGCCGCUGUGUUUCGAUUGAAAUCUACGUUGCAACAGAUGACGGAUCGACACACAAAAGGUUUGAAUGAAUGCCGUGCAUUGACUGACGAUCAUUAUCGCCGUUACCAAGAGAAACUGCGCUCCAUAAAUCCGCCCUGUGUGCCAUUUUUCGGGAUGUAUUUGACGAACAUUAUGCACAUUGAAGAUGGCAAUUCGGAUUAUCUGGUUGGAACAGACCUAAUCAAUUUUUCCAAGCGUCGAAAAGUGGCUGAGAUAACGGGUGAGAUACAACAGUAUCAGAAUCAGCCGUACUGCUUAAAAGUGGAUCCGAAAAUACGGCAUUUCUUGGAGAAUCUUGAUCCGUACCAGGGCAAGACAGACACUGAGAUAUCAAACAUUGUCUGGGAAGAAAGCCUGCGAAUCGAGCCAAAGGAUGUGAAGCCUCCGCCAAAAUUCCCCCGUAAAUGGCCACAUUUGAAACUAAAAUCGCCAGGCAUUACGCCUAAACGUCAAUAUCAGCAUAAUGUCAAUUUGAUGUCUGGGCCGUUUAGUACGAAGCUUCCCGUUAGUUCUGGAGGCGAUGGCAGCGAUUCACCACCCGGCAACAUUCCAUCGCAUUUGAACGAUUUCACCAUAUUUGCGCCGGUACAAAUACAAGGCUCAUCACAAUCUCAAAUAAAUGCGACUUCAGCGCCACUCAACGAUACGUCAGACAAUUCGAUUCCUCCGAUGGCACCGGAAAUACCGAAGCGAACGAAUAAUCCAGCAGACAGUAAGCCAGUUUUAAGUCCGCGACAACCACCGGUCAUUAGUCCGAAAAGUUUCGAAUCGUUUAAAGAGGAGCGUAGCGGUAAUGGUCAAAAUGUUCCGCCAACUAUCAGUCCCCGAACUGACAAAAUACAAAACCAUUUACCCAAUACGACUGAUUCAACAAGUGCAAUUGAUCCAUCACAAUAUCGAAUUAGAAGCAGCAAUUCUACAGGCUUAAGCCAUACCGACCACAAAGCGGCGACAGUAUUCUCACCGAGUAAUCAAUCGAAAUCAAAUGACAUCUACGGCAAUAGUAGCUCAGAUGCGUAUUUGAGUGGUCCUCCAAUUUCGCCACAUGUCAAUGUACCAAACAUUCAAAUGUUGAAUCAUAUGCAUGUGGCACCACCGCCAUUACCUCCUAGACGUAAAGAACGUAGAGAAUUUGAAGCACUUUUCAUUGCUCAAAGUCGACAACCACCCGAUGCACCUAAGUUACUUCCACGUGAUCUCAGUCCUCCUCCAUUACCACCGCGGCUGUCCGUCAAGCACGAAUAUCCCGAAGAGUUCAACAAUGGCGAAUUGAAGGAAAACGGUUUGCAGGAGGUCGCCCACAGCGCUCUAAUUAAACGUAGAAGUUCUGCAAUGGAGCGUUUAUCAAAAGAUGGAACUAGUCCGAAUCCACAAACGCCCGACGGACUAAUCAAUUCGUAUUUUCCACCAGCACCGCCAGUUACUAGGCGAACAAGUACUAGUACGUCACCAAGGUAUUCUCCAUCGGAAAAUACACCGAAACUGCCGCCUAAACCUCGAAACAAUUUUUUACCGCACAACAAUGCCGAUCGAACUACAAUGUUUCCAUUUUCGAACACAAACCACGAAUGAAAGAGUUUAUUCCACGUCCAACCAAAAUCCGAAAGAUUCGUAUACUUCAGUCAUAAAGAAAUGCGCAGCAUUAAUAUCAACAAGUCAGUCCAGCUGGUGACAAAAAAAACAA